Molecule: messenger RNA, 864 nt
Organism: Colletotrichum graminicola M1.001
Lineage: Eukaryota; Fungi; Ascomycota; Sordariomycetes; Glomerellales; Glomerellaceae
Exons: 1
Coding region: 1-864 (287 amino acids)
Molecular function (GO): protein binding
Source: RefSeq, a predicted model, not a curated record
AUGACAUUGGCUUCGCUCUUCUCGCAUCGAUUCAGUGUCCCUUGGCAAUGCCCACUCGGCACUCACGGUGCGGGACUUGUCGACGCAGACUUGCCACGCGCCACAGUCCUCCACGCUGCAGUCCGCGGCGGCCACGACCACAUUGUCAAGUGGAUUCUGGAGCACAUCCCGGAUGCCGAUGUCGACUGCAAGGCAUACCUCUGGUGCCUCUGCCCCUCCACACAUAUGCAGUUCUCGCAGUACCGACAUAAGUGGCAGCCCAGCCUAUGCGCCACGCCCCUCCACAUGGCCCUCGCAGCAGGUGCCGGGUCCACGGCUAAGAUACUCAUAUCUCGCGGCGCCGUCUGGGACAGAGAGUUCACAUUUACAGCCGGAAUGACGGGCUUGCACAUGAUGGCCGCCAACGGCAUGACAGACCUCAUCAACUGGGUCGUGGACGAACCAACCGCCCGCCGCAACGCGCUUCACGACUGGCCCGACGAAUGGGGCCGAUCCAGCUUACACUACGCCACCUUUGCAGCUUCCACAAGAACGGGGCAUUUUGAAGUCGAUAUAUUCAAUGCCAGAAACCUGGUUGAGAGCCUGCUGCGUCUCGGGGCUAUCGCCAACACCAAGGACCGUGCAAGGCUUUCCCGAAAUAUCGUGCUUGAGCGGGAUCAGCUGCGUAGAAGGCUGGAUUGCUGGGACCAGCUGAGUCACAACUCACACAUGGCUUGGACUGACCGCUUCCGCCGUGGCCUCGCCUUCAUGGGGGAGAUGUGGUUCUUGAGACCAACGCCUGUCAACUACGCUCUGAAACGCGGCAACAGUGCAGUCGCGUUUGCUAUCGAGGAGGCUUCUUUGGUCCAGGAGGAACGCGCCUGA